Leptosia nina is the source of this 222-nucleotide messenger RNA. The record is from the annotation of a GenBank genome assembly. Lineage: Eukaryota; Metazoa; Arthropoda; Insecta; Lepidoptera; Pieridae.
AUGUUAAGAGUUUGGACCUUAAAUAAUAGUGAGAUGAUAAUAAUAGGUGUCAUUGUAAAGCUCGGUGUCCCAUACAAAAGAUCCACGUACAGCGACCUAGAUGUGUUGCAGUUUCGUGUGUCAUCGCAACCCUUCGAGUAUUGGUGGUCUAAAUAUAAAAGCCUUAGCGUGGUCUACACGGCACAGUUUGCGCUGAGCGCGCGCACAGUGCAUUUGAUUUAG